This is a messenger RNA of Suncus etruscus (white-toothed pygmy shrew), 1507 nucleotides long. Its product is annotated as zinc finger protein 708-like. NCBI's taxonomy places the organism in Eukaryota, Metazoa, Chordata, Mammalia, Eulipotyphla, Soricidae. Gene Ontology annotation, biological process: negative regulation of transcription by RNA polymerase II. The record is from RefSeq and is a predicted model, not a curated record. The annotation marks the transcript as partial. The transcript has 4 exons. Gene Ontology annotation, molecular function: DNA-binding transcription repressor activity, RNA polymerase II-specific.
AUGACGGUUACUGUGACCUUCCCCGAAGUAGCUGUGAACUUCUCUCAGGAUGAGUGGCUGAUUCUGGACCCCUCUCAGAAGAAUCUCUACAGAGAAGUGAUGCUAGAGACCUACCAGCACCUGCAAGUCAUAGGGCAUUGUGGGGUGAAGCCUGCGCUGAUCUCCUGGUUGGAAGUAGGAGACCUUGAAGGGCUGCAGAGAGGCAUAUUUCCAGUUUCCUCAGACACCCUCAGUACAAAGGAUGCCCUUCAGGGUCUGCGGGAUGAAUAUGCCCUGAGUCAACCUUCAUGCCAGAGAGACAAUAAGGAGGUCCAGAUACGAAAGAAGCAAAAUACAUGUCAGGAGUGCGGGAAGGUGAUUUCUCAAUCCUCACAUCUUAAUAGGCACAAGAAAAUUCAUACAGGAGAGAAACCUUUUACAUGUCAGGAGGGUGGGAAGACUUUCACUUUAUCCUCAUACCUUAAUAGUCACAAGAAAAUUCAUACUGGAGACAAACCUUAUACAUGUCAGGAGUGUGGGAAGGCCUUCUCUCAAUCCUCAGGACUCUAUAUUCACAAGAAAAUUCAUACUGGAGAGAAACAUACAUGUCAGGAGUGUGGGAAGUCCUUCACUCGAUCCACUUACCUUAGUAGUCACAAGAAAAUUCAUACUGGAGAGAAACAUUAUAGAUGUCAGGAGUGUGGGAAGGCCUUUACUCAUUCGUCAGGUCUUUAUCAACACAAGAAAAUACAUAGUGGAGAGAAACAAUAUACAUGUCAGGAGUGUGGGAAGACUUUCACUUUAUACUCACAUCUUAUUAGGCACAAGAAAAUUCAUACUGGAGAGAAACCUUAUACAUGUCAGGAGUGUGGGAAGGCCUUCACUCGUUCCACUCACCUUACUAGUCACAAGAAAAUUCAUACUGGAGAGAAACCAUAUACAUGUCAGGAGUGUGGGAAGACCUUCACUCGAUCCUCAAACCUUACUAGUCACAAGAACAUUCAUAGUGGAGAGAAACCUUAUACAUGUCAGGAGUGUGGAAAGGCCUUCUCACAAUCCUCAGGACUCUAUAUUCACAAGAAAAUUCAUACUGGAGUGAAACAUACAUGUCAGGAGUGUGGGAAGGCCUUCACUCGAUCCUCAGUCCUUAAUAGGCACAAGAAAAUUCAUACUGGAGAGAAACCUUAUAGAUGUCAGGAGUGUGGGAAAGCCUUCACUCAAUCAUCAGGUCUAUAUCAACACAAGAAAAUACAUACUGGAGAGAAACGAUAUACAUGUCAGGAGUGUGGGAAGACUUUCACUUUAUCCUCAUACCUUAAGAGUCACAAAAGAAUUCAUACUGGAGAGAAACCUUAUACAUGUCAUGAGUGUGGGAAGGCAUUCACUCGAUCCGCUCACCUUAAAAGUCACAAGAAAAUUCAUACUGGAGAGAAACAUUAUAGAUGUCAGGAGUGUGGGAAGGCCUUCACUCAAUCAUAAGGUCUUUAUCAACACAAGAAAAUACAUACUGGAGAGAAACGAUAUACAU